Messenger RNA from Aphidius gifuensis, 3174 nucleotides. Its product is annotated as fidgetin-like protein 1. Gene Ontology annotation, molecular function: ATP binding; microtubule severing ATPase activity; ATP hydrolysis activity. Bases 367 to 2133 code for a protein of 588 amino acids. The record is from RefSeq and is a predicted model, not a curated record. The transcript has 2 exons. NCBI's taxonomy places the organism in Eukaryota, Metazoa, Arthropoda, Insecta, Hymenoptera, Braconidae.
AAAUUUUUAUUAAAGGAAUGCACCUCUGGUUUCUAGUCUUCUUGGGACCUUGUUUACGACCAUUUCCGACUAUUGCGCAAUGCACAUCCCUACUCCUUGUAAGUUGUAGACCUUCUAUUCAUGGGUUUGAUGACAAAAAUCAGCUGAUGGCUAAUCAAAACAUUGUACAUAAAAUGCAUGCCUAUUAUGUCACAUCAAGAAACUAGAAAUACUAGAAAUUUCUUCUCCAGUCUUUUUGUGUCCCAUUUAUUCAAAACUGAUUAAUACUAAUAGUAUAUAUGAUAUUAUAUUGACUGUAACGUUACAGUUGGAAUCAUAUUUUUAUAAAAUCAUCAACUAGUUAGUCAAUUACUCUUGUAACUAAUAAUGGAUGAAGAUGAAAAGUAUAAAAAUGAGACAAUUGGCAUUGCCAAAAAUUUUUUACCAUCUUAUCAUGAAUUAAAAUUUUCUUAUCCAGGUAAAAGUGUUUUAGAUCACCAACGUACUUGUUUGGCAGUUAAAUAUCUCACUGCUAAAUCAAAGUCAGAUGAAAUAUCAAUAGAAUUGGCAAAAAAAGGUUUUUCAGAUAUUUCCAAAAGUCUGCAAUCUAACAAAUCAUUCAUUGAUACUGUACUGACAAUAAAACCCAAACAAAUUAAUUUUCAAUCAGGGUUAAAAAGUCCUGAGGAUAUCCUUCAGUUCAUUAAGCCUCUUCCUUGUCAAACAGAAAAAAAAAAUACAUGUAAAGAAAACAAUAUGUCACCAACUGACCGAACAGUAGAGAAAAUUAUAAACUGUUGGGUUAAAAAAUCAGCACCUGAAUCGCCACGCAGGAAAAUUUAUAAAGCAGAAAUUAAAAUGGAUGAUGAUAACAAUGAUGAUGAUAAAACUUCAAAUAGUGGCAGCACUAAAAGAUUUGAAAAGCGACAGCAAUUCAAUAAGCUAUAUAACAAUUAUCAAAAAAAGAAUAAAACAAGUUUUACAGAUAUUGAAGAAUCAGAACAAGAGCCAAAUACUUCAAGACCCCAGUAUCAUCAGGAAUAUCGUACAGCAAAAACAGAACUUGCACUUCAAAAAAAAACGAAACAACAGCAAACACAACAAUAUCCACAAAGAAAAACAGUUGGUAAUAAAAGCAACAAUUCAUUGAACGCUAAAUUUCUAUGUCCAUUCCAACGAGAUAAAGAAAAAACACAAGAAAAUACACAAGUUGAUGAAGAGAUGGAGUUUGAAGAUGAAAGAUUAAAAAAUAUUGAUCCUAAAAUGAUUGAACUAAUCAAGAAUGAAAUAAUGGAUUCUGGAGCAUUGGUCAAAUGGGAUGAUGUUGCUGGACUUGAACAAGCUAAACGCAUUAUUAAAGAAAUUGUUGUUCUACCAAUGUUAAGACCUGACAUAUUCACUGGUUUACGAAGACCACCGAAAGGUAUUUUAUUAUUCGGUCCACCAGGAACUGGAAAAACUCUCAUCGGUAAAUGUAUUGCAUCUCAAAGUAAAUCAACAUUUUUUUCAAUAUCAGCUAGUUCAUUAACAUCAAAAUGGAUUGGUGAAGGUGAAAAAAUGGUGAGAGCAUUGUUUGCUGUUGCUCGUGUUCAUCAACCAUCAGUUAUUUUUAUUGAUGAAAUUGAUUCCCUUCUUACUCAACGAUCAGAAACUGAGCAUGAAAGUUCGAGAAGAAUAAAAACUGAAUUUUUGGUGCAACUUGAUGGUGCAACAACUGGUGAAGAAGAUAGGAUUUUAGUUAUUGGUGCUACGAAUCGUCCACAUGAAUUAGAUGAAGCAGCCAGGCGUAGAUUUGUUAAACGGCUUUAUGUUCCAUUACCUGAGCAUGGAGCUAGAAAACAAAUUGUUGAGAAUUUAUUGAGCAAUGAAAGACAUAAUUUGAAGUGUUCUGAUAUUAAUAAUAUUGCUGAAUGUUCAAAAAAUUAUUCUGGAGCUGACAUGGCUAAUCUUUGUAAAGAGGCAAGCAUGGGACCAAUUAGAAGUAUACCAUUUGACAUGAUGGAAAACAUUUCCAAAGAUGAUGUUCGUCCAGUAACAAAGGAUGAUUUUGAUCAUGCACUUACACUUGUUAGACCAAGUGUUUCACAGUCUGAUUUGGGAAUUUAUGUCAAGUGGGAUAGUACUUACGGCAGUGGCACUGCUGAAAUCAAAUAAAUACUAAUUUAUUAUUAACACUUUAUUAAUUUAUUGUAUACCUGUAUUUGUAUAGCUUUCAUCAUAAUAAAACUGAAUCUUAAAAUAAAUGUGAAAUAAUUAGAGAUUUAGACACAUCAUUCUUUAGUAAUUUAUUAUUUAUCAGACAUGUAUAAUAUAGUUGACUCAUUUUUUUUUUUUGCAAUUUAUCACAGAGACGAAAAUGAUCUGGUCUUACUUUCCAUUUUGUUUGUUUGUUUGCCUUAAUCUAGACACAUAUUUUUUACCAUUAUAAUCAACAGGAAUAUUUUUAAAUGAUUAAAUUUUUCACUAACAGUAUUUCGAAUGGAAAAAUAAAAAUUAAUUAAUAGUACUUAUAUAAAAUAUAGAAAACCUUAAAAUUUUGAUCUCCAUCCACAUGAAAAUACAUUGUUAAAUAAAAAAUUUUUUUUUUAUUUAUAUUAAUUUAAAUUUUGAUUGAUAUUUUAUAUAUUUUUUUUCUCUACUUUGGCAAUUUUUGAUUAUCUUUCAUUUUUUUUUUUUUUUUGAUUGGAUUAUUUAUUUUUGUGAAUACUUGUGUUUUUAAAACGUCGAAAAAUGACAAAACACACGACAAUAUCUAAUUAACUACUAAAUAUAUCAUAAUAAUAUCAAUAUUGAUUUUUUUACUUUGGAAAUAUUCAGGUCACAAGGCUUUAAUAAUAUUUAUACGUCACAUAAAUAUAUUUGAUACGUAUAAUAUUAAUCGAACAUUUAAAUAUUUGUAGGUGUAUUUAUUUUCAAGUUCAAUCUAAUCUACUCUACGGAAUUUUUCUUGGAUCUAUUAUUGAAGCUUAUUAAAGAGCAAAAGAAAGAACAGAAAACUCACAACUUUCCAUUAUUAUUCUGUUUUUUUUUUUCUUUUUUUUUUUGUGCAUAGUCUCUAGUGAGAAAAAUUUCUUUAAAAAUUCUUACAGUGAAGAAAAUUUUUAUUUCAAGAAAAAAUUCGUAAGUUACUCUCAAAGCCUCGAAUGCAUAGAAAUAAAUUUUUAUGCAUUUGAAAGAAUAAUAUCCAGAUUUUUU